This is a messenger RNA of Anas platyrhynchos (mallard), 3178 nucleotides long. RefSeq names its product glucosylceramidase beta 2 (gene GBA2). Gene Ontology annotation, cellular component: membrane. Gene Ontology annotation, biological process: carbohydrate metabolic process; glucosylceramide catabolic process; central nervous system development. Lineage: Eukaryota; Metazoa; Chordata; Aves; Anseriformes; Anatidae. The record is from RefSeq and is a predicted model, not a curated record. Gene Ontology annotation, molecular function: beta-glucosidase activity; glucosylceramidase activity.
AGGGCGCGCCCGGGAGCGCGGCGGGGCCAUGGCGGGCGCGGGGCCGGGGCCGGGGCCGGGGCCGCUGAUGGGGGGCUACCAGGGGGCGGCGCGGGGCCGUGGCGUGGUGGCGGCCGGCUGGCGGCUCUGCCUCGCACACCGCUUCCCGCAGCCCCGCCGGCCCUACGGAGCCGGGGAUGUGCCGCUGCGGGAUGUCCUGAGGCACGUCGGCUUGGCGCUGCGGUAUUUCAGGUGGUGGUACAAGAAAACCUGCAUCGAGAAGAAAUCGGCCUUCAUUGACCUCCUGUGUGCCGUCCCUCUCCAGCAGAUCUACGGCUGCCCGCUGGGCGGGAUCGGUGGCGGCACCAUCACGCGUGGCUGGCGGGGCGAGUUCUGCCGCUGGCAGCUGAACCCCGGGAAAUACCACUACGGGACGGUCAUCGCCGACCAGUUCACGGUGUGCCUGCGUCGCAAGGGGCAGACAGUUUACCAGCAGGUCCUGUCCGUGGAGAAACCCAGCAAGCUGCAGGGCUGGAACUGGGGGUACUGCGGGCACUACGCCUUCUACCACGCGCUGUACCCUCGUGCCUGGAUGGUCUACGAGCUGCCGGGGCAAAACGUGGUGCUCACGUGCCGGCAGGUCUCCCCGGUCAUCCCCCAUGACUACAAGGACUCCAGCCUGCCGGUGGCAGUGUUCAUCUGGGAGGUGGAGAAUGGCAACGAGGAGCCCGUGGAGGUGUCCAUCAUGUUCAGCAUGCAGAACGGCACGGGCACGAAGGCGGACAAGAGCGGGGGACACUGGAACGAGCCCUUCACCCUGCAGGAGGGCGGCGAGCGGGUGGCCGGCGUCCUGCUGCACCACUGCACCCCCACAAACCCCUUCACGUUUGCUGUGGCUGCCCGGGAGAAGGCUGGCACGGCCGUCACCCACCUUACUGCGUUUGAUCCCGCGGGGUCAGGCAGGGAUGUGUGGCAAGACCUCCUGCAGGAUGGCAAGCUGGAGUCCCCCUCUGGUAGAAGCAGUGUGACAGCAAAGGGGGAGGAGACAGCAGCAGCCGUGUGUGCCACCUGCACAGUGCCCGCACGGGGCCACCGGACACUGGAGCUGGCCCUGGCGUGGGACAUGCCCCGCGUCCACUUCGGCUCCAAGGAGAAGCUGCACCUCAGGCGGUACACGCGCUUCUUCGGCAGCAACGGGGACGCGGCUCCUGCCCUGGUGCGCUAUGCCCUGGCACACUAUGAGGAGUGGGAGAGGAAGAUCGACGCGUGGCAGAAGCCAGUCCUGGAGAACAGCCAGCUGCCCUCCUGGUACAAGUCGGCGCUGUUCAAUGAGCUGUACUUCCUGACGGAUGGGGGCACCGUCUGGCUGGAGCUGCCCCACGACUGCCUCCCCCAGGAGCUGCAGACCCCGGGGGUGGCCAGCCUGUCCCACCUCCUCCCUGUCCUGCGGGAGUACGGAAGGUUUGCUUAUUUAGAAGGGCAGGAGUACCGCAUGUACAACACCUACGACGUCCACUUCUACGCCUCCUUCGCCCUCAUCAUGCUGUGGCCCAAGCUGCAGAUCAGCCUGCAGUACGACAUCGCCGUCACGGUGAUAAACGAGGACGUGGAGCCCCGGCAGUACCUGAUGAGCGGCCAGACGGCACAGGUGAAGCUGAAAAAUGUGGUGCCCCACGACAUCGGGGACCCAGACGACGAGCCCUGGCAGCGCGUCAACGCCUACCUGAUCCACGACACGGCCAACUGGAAGGACCUGAACCUGAAGUUCGUGCUGCAGGUGUAUCGCGACUACUACCUGACGCACGACGCACCGUACCUGCGGGACAUGUGGCCGGUCUGCCAGGCCGUGAUGGAGUCGGAGCUGAGGUUUGACACGGACAACGACGGGCUGAUCGAGAACGGGGGCUUCGCUGACCAGACGUACGACGCGUGGGUGGUGAACGGAGCCAGUGCCUACUGCGGGGGGCUGUGGCUGGCGGCUGUCCGGGUGAUGUGCGAGAUGGCAGAGGUGCUGGGGGACAAGGAGACCCAGCAGAAGUACAGCGGCAUCCUGCAGAAGGGCAAGGAGGCCUUCGAGAGGUUGCUGUGGAACGGAAAAUACUACAACUACGACAGCAGCGGGAGCAGCACCUCCAGCAGCAUCAUGUCGGAUCAGUGUGCGGGGCAGUGGUUCCUGGGGGCGUGUGGCCUGGACCACGGGGAGCUGGAGGUCUUCCCCAAGAGCCACGUUGUCAGCGCCCUGCAGACCAUCUUUGAGAAGAACGUCAUGGGCUUCGCCGGCGGCACCAUGGGGGCAGUGAAUGGCAUGCGUCCCAGCGGCGUGCCCGACACCUCCAGCGUGCAGUCCAGCGAGGUGUGGAUCGGCGUGGUCUAUGCCUUGGCUGCCACCAUGAUCCAGGAGGGGAUGGUGCAGGAGGGCUUUCAUACGGCUGAGGGCUGCUACAGGACGGUGUGGGAGCAGCUGGGCAUGGCCUUCCAGACCCCCGAAGCCUACUGUGAGAAGAAAGUCUACCGCUCGCUGGCUUACAUGCGGCCCCUCAGCAUCUGGAGCAUGCAGCUGGCCCUGGAGAGCCGAGCUGGCCGGGCACCCUGUGCCCCCCCGGCCCCCUCCAGCCCUGUGCCUGGGGGCAGCGAGCAAAGCAAUGGGGAUAACCUGGGCCCUGUGGCCUCAGCUGGAAGUCAGGGACCUUGUCCCGUGCCUUCCUCUCUUUAAGGAUGCUCAACUUGCUGUUUCCUUCCCUACCUCCUCAGCCCCUAAGCUAUGUACACCUCACCUCGGGGGGGCUCCUGCUGCACAUGAGGGGUCCGGAGGCACGGGUUGGGUCCUGUUGCAGAUGGGGAAGUGCUGCUGUGCCCUCAAGGCUCCGGCAGCCUGCAGGAUCCCCCCCUGCACCCCUCGUGCCCAGGAGCAAGCGUGACCUCUCCUGCAGGCUGUGGGUGGUAGGGUAGGGGCCAGGUGCAGGAUGCGGCCGCCCCCACCACCCACACAUAGACACAUGGAUGCUGUAGUGUGUGGCCCCCUGGGCUGACCCCUGUACCUGGGGGGGGUCCUGCUGGAACAAUCCCUGGGGGGCCAGUGACAAUCCCAGCCCCAACAGCCCCUGGCCUGGUCUGGCACCGUGCCGUGAGCUGGCGUGGGCAGGGAAGCAGAUUUUAGAGGAUGAUUAUUUCAAGUUCUUAAUAAACUAUUGUCCAGGUA